Cottoperca gobio is the source of this 3933-nucleotide messenger RNA. RefSeq names its product F-box and leucine-rich repeat protein 20 (gene fbxl20). Gene Ontology annotation, molecular function: protein binding. The record is from RefSeq and is a predicted model, not a curated record. Lineage: Eukaryota; Metazoa; Chordata; Actinopteri; Perciformes; Bovichtidae. Bases 484 to 1752 code for a protein of 422 amino acids. Gene Ontology annotation, biological process: SCF-dependent proteasomal ubiquitin-dependent protein catabolic process. Gene Ontology annotation, cellular component: cytoplasm; SCF ubiquitin ligase complex. The transcript has 16 exons.
ACGAAGCGAGCAGAUAAGAGAACUGGCUUUAUUGGCUUGUCUGCUGCCUGUAGCUCAUAUUUUUUAACCAGAAACAAGAGGUCUUGGCGUUUGUUUUGCAGGCCGAAACAGAAAUAACGACAUCGCACCCCCACCGAGAGGACGGUAGCAUGAUAGUCGUGCAGGGGAAUCGGCAGGAAGAGGGCCCUUAUCUGCAUUUUACUUCGCCUGCACCGUAUUCAUUGAGUCGGUAACCACCAGCGUCCGACAUGGGGAAGGAGGUAAAUGGUGUUUCGCGGAGCCGGUUUGAGAUGCUGAUGUGGCUGCUGGUGUCAACAACACAGAGAACAUGAGAACAUGUAGUCGACAGUACGAAGUCUCAAAUCCCAGUUAUCUCCUGUCAACCUCCCUGCUCUACAACACUCCACACCAAAUCUAUCUCAGCUGAUAAGAUUCCGAUCAUUUAUCCUUGUUUGUAAUGCCGGGGGCCGUCCUCGAGGUGAGAUGUUCACAAAUAGUGACGAAGCCGUCAUCAAUAAGAAGCUGCCGAAGGAGCUGUUGCUACGAAUCUUCUCCUUUCUGGAUGUGGUGACACUCUGUCGCUGUGCCCAGGUCUCACGGUCCUGGAACGUUCUGGCCUUGGACGGCAGCAACUGGCAACGAAUCGACCUCUUCGACUUUCAGAGGGACAUCGAGGGCCGGGUGGUGGAGAACAUCUCAAAGCGAUGUGGAGGGUUCCUGAGGAAGCUGAGCCUGCGGGGCUGCCUGGGCGUGGGGGACAGCGCCCUGAGGACUUUCUCGCAGAACUGCAGGAACAUCGAGCUGCUUAGUUUGAACGGCUGCACUAAGAUCACUGACAGCACGUGUAAUAGCCUCAGUAAGUUCUGUCCGAAGCUGAAGCACCUGGACCUCGCCUCCUGUACCUCAAUCACCAACCUGUCACUCAAAGCUCUCAGCGAGGGUUGUCCCCUGCUGGAGCAGCUCAACAUUUCCUGGUGUGAUCAGGUGACGAAGGACGGCAUCCAGGCCCUGGUGCGUUGCUGUCCUGGGCUCAAAGGCCUUUUCCUCAAGGGAUGCACGCAGUUAGAGGACGAGGCUCUGAAGCACAUCGGGGCGCACUGUCCAGAGCUGGUCACACUCAACCUGCAGACGUGCUCACAGAUCACAGAUGAGGGCCUCAUCACGAUCUGCCGGGGUUGUCACCGCCUGCAGUCUCUGUGCGUGUCGGGCUGCGCCAAUAUCACAGACGCCAUCCUGCACGCCCUGGGACAGAACUGCCCUCGCCUCAGAAUAUUAGAAGUGGCUCGCUGCUCUCAGCUUACAGAUGUGGGCUUCACUACAUUAGCAAGGAACUGUCAUGAGCUUGAGAAAAUGGAUUUAGAAGAAUGUGUGCAGAUCACAGAUGGAACACUCAUCCAGCUGUCGAUCCACUGCCCUCGUUUGCAAGUGCUGAGUCUCUCUCACUGUGAGCUGAUCACGGACGACGGCAUCAGACACCUGGGCAGCGGCCCCUGCGCUCACGACCGUCUGGAGGUGAUCGAGCUGGACAACUGCCCCCUGAUCACAGACGCCUCGCUGGAGCACCUGAAGAGCUGCCAUAGUCUGGAUCGCAUUGAGCUCUAUGACUGCCAGCAGAUCACCCGCGCAGGCAUCAAGAGACUAAGGACACAUCUGCCUAACAUCAAAGUGCACGCAUACUUCGCUCCCGUCACUCCGCCCCCUUCCGUCGGAGGCAGCCGCCAGAGGUUUUGCCGCUGCUGCGUCCUGCUAUGAUGUAAAGACAACAACCCCCCCCUUUCCUCUCCCCGUGUCCCUCGUACACGCUCCCCGCAGCUCCUUACUUGACCCCUGACCUGCUGUCCUCCACCUGGCGUCAUAGAGUACAUGCUGGUGUGUGUGCGUCCCCACCCCCCACCCCUUUGGAGCUGCAGAGAGAGGGAGAGCGCCAAAACACGCUACGUGGUCUUGGGUAACUUUCCCAAAAAACAUUCCCGAAUCUCUGUACCACACACAUACAGUUCAUGCACAGCAGGCUUUCUGAUACACACACACACACAUACACACACACACACACACACACACAGAUUUAAAUACACAGAUUAGAUUUUAGAGAAUGUCAUUCCUGGUCUAUGUUCAGUGGACAAACCAGUAUUACAACGAGGGUUAUGUAAAAUAAAUACAAUGCGGUCACCACUGUUAAGGGAUUUAACUCUCCAUCAAAUGAAGUACAGAAUAAUCUUCACAUCAGAAACCAUCGUUCCGUAUUUGAAGAGAGCGAUAUUCUUCACUUAUUAAGCACUUUGAGACAGAUUACAGUUAUAGCCUCUAAAAAGAAUAUUGAGAAGUCCCUCUCAACCUCUCACACACACACUCAGUGUUGAAGGUCACCUGACAGCUACCUCUCGAGUAAGACCUGUUAGCUUUGUUGUGCAGCGAUGCAGCCAGUAAACUUCCCACACACACACACACACACACACACACACACACACACACACACACACACACACACACACACACACACACACAUACAAAGCAGAAGAAAGCCUAUUUUUAUGAUUAAAAAAAAAAAAACAUACUUGCAGCUAUUUGCACUUACAAUAAAGCAUUGAUGAGACACUUUACAAAGAAGACCUUCUCAGAAUUGAAGACUGGCAUUUUACUAACAACACACACGAAUACAAAUCUCCACGCGCACACACUGAGCUCGCUCCACCUGUACCCUCGCCUCUCUCUGUGUCUCUGUUACAAUCAGACGCUUCAGUAUACUGAAGAGAAGAAGAAGAAAAAAAGACAAAGUUUAAUAUUUUUCUAAAAAUGGACACCAAUCACAAGUGGGGACUCGAAAAGAUGCCAAAUGUUGCAUGUAACACCUCUAGUUUUUUAAAAUCUAAUUGUAAAUAUAUGAGGACUGUGGAGUCCGAGAGUCGAAGCCAGCUAAACGACAGAUGAUGAUACGAGAUCGGGGCAGAGGUUUCUGUCGAUGGGUCUUUCUGAGGGAACUACGGUGACGCUCACACACACACACACACACAGACACACACACACACACACACACGCUUGUUUAAGUGUGUUCGAAUAUUCUCUGGAGCUUAAUGGACCGUCUGAAUGAGCCGGCCACUCAAUCUGGAGUUUGACAGACAAACUGAUGCCGGCCUGUGAAAGCUCGACGACGAGUUAUAAAGACGCUCUUUUGACAGAAUGAAAAGAAAAGUCUGACACCACUACAUGAAUUCAUGCGGUCAGACCCGAACAAUGGAAAGAAAAAGCCAACUGAAAACAAUCAAAGUACGUCUAUUUUCCGUUUUAGUUUGAUUUCAUUUAGUUGCUCUUUGUUUCUUUGCAUCGGUGACGGUUCUGAUAACGAGGAACUGGUGAACCACGCGCAGAGGUGAGAGGACGCAUCCUCUUCAACUCCCAUGAGGCCUUGCGGACGGAGUGACGGCGUGUUACACCCUGCCACCUGUGGCAUAGACCGGAUUGUCACUGAAAGAGGAAGUCAACUGAAUCCUGAGCGCACAAUCCUGGCCUACUGACAAAUACGAUGGAUUGACGUUUGUCACGACGGAGGGCUGUAAUGGACUUCGGCCCCCCCGCCCUAUGAAGUAUUGAAGCCUAUUCGUAUGGAUUAUCUUCUCCUGCACUUGCACCUGCUUUAUUUUGUGUCUCAUUUUCUUCCCAUUUCCUUUUUUAUAAAUGUGUCUUUUACUGCUUUUCUUCCUGAUUUCCGUUUUUUCUCUCUUCUUUUGCAUUUCAGUUUUGGUGUGGUUUGGAUUGCGCCUGCUUUGUGUUUUUGAAGUCAUGAGUUCAGUGUCUCCAAGUUGAGUUUGAGCCCUCUUCCAGUCCUCCGUUUGUGUUUUUAUUCAGAGUUUAUUGUUACUAAAUGUCCAGAGUGUAGCCUUUUUGUCCAGGGGAAGUGUUGGCGCCAGUGCAAUUGUAAUAAAUGUUCAAAUUUGA